AUGCGUGUUCUUUUCAACUUCCAACUCGCCUUCUUUGGUCUACUGAUAUCACCUCUAUCUGGAGUAGUGAGAUGCUUAGAUCUUCCGGCAGCAGGUGGUGGAGGGCUUGAUAAACCCUUACCUGGAGUUGGUGGAGCAGGAGGUUUGGGAGAGACUGUUCAGGGUCUUGGUAUUGAUCAAAUCCUCAAUCUUGACCUGGACAAUCAAAAGAAAAUUGUUGGUGUAGGAGGUCAGCAAGGUGAAGCAAAGAUCGAUGUUCUGGCCGCAAAGCGUGCCAAAGAGAACAACAGUACAGCCGAAGAGGAGAAACAAAAAAUCAAGGAGAACCAAAAGAAUGAGAAGAAUACGAAGCAAAAGGCGGAGGAGGACCUGGUAGCAGGUCGCCUCAAUUCGUUCUAUGCAUAUGGCAUGCAGAGUGUCGGGCAGAAUGUUCGUCCCAAAUGGGUUCUGGUCUUCGAAAAUGCAUUCACUGCUCAUGCAUAUUUUGGCCAGGUGAUGCAAGACUAUCAGGAGUAUUACAAAAAGAGCAGAGAAAACUCCAAGGAUCCGCGUCCUCAUCCACAGAUCUUCAUUUUCCCUCAUGGUGUUGGACCAGACGGGUUGGAGCGAGUGAAGAGAUACAAGGAUUAUGCGAACAAAUUGUUUUUCAAUCCAGUUGAUGAGAAGAGUAUGCAGCUUCCUGUCAUUCCUGUGCAGGACAAAUAUGGCUAUGUCCUACACAGCAAUGGUUAA
Penicillium cosmopolitanum is the source of this 732-nucleotide messenger RNA. RefSeq lists its product as uncharacterized. The record is from RefSeq and is a predicted model, not a curated record. Lineage: Eukaryota; Fungi; Ascomycota; Eurotiomycetes; Eurotiales; Aspergillaceae. Bases 1 to 732 code for a protein of 243 amino acids. The transcript is spliced from 4 exons.